AUGAACUUAUAAUCAAGAUUAGAUAAAAGAAAACCUGUAUUUCAUAAAAAGAGCAAGAAAAAAUCACUGUUCGGGAUAAAGCUAAAGUCUCAGUUCGGUUUGACUUAGCUGUUUGCCAUUCCAAUUAUGAAUUUCGGUGCAGGAAUUCUUUUAUUCUUCUUUAAUGUUCAAAUGAUUUUCCUUCUCAAGAGCCCUGAUUUUUUUAAUGUGUCUAACUCUGAAAUAGGUAGUAUAAGCAGCGAUAUUAUAUUCUACUCAGUACUCUGCUAAAUGGCAGUCGUCAUCAUAGUUGGAUACAUUUACGACAUAUGUGGCAGACGGAUUACCCUUUGCAUUACUAUUUUUUUACAAGGAUUGUCACUUCUCCUUACUCCAGUGGUGUCACCAAACAUUUUUCCUGGAUUGUAUCUAUUGCGCAUAAUGUUUGCAAUGGCUUCUAUGGGUCCUAUUUGCAGUCCUUUGAUUAAUGAUUACAUUGAAAAGGGGUCCAGGGGCAGAGCUAAUGCUCUCUUGAUAUUUGGAUUGUAAAUUGGAGAGUUUUUCAAUAAUGUGAUCCUUUUAAACAUAAUUAAAGAUUACAGCUUAGGAGCGCAAUUCUAAAUAGCAGCUCUUAUUGUAUUCAUCAUUCCUAUAUCAGGCUUAUUCAUUAUCAAAGAACCUAGAAUGAAUAAAAAAAAGAGAAUUUCAACACAGUCACUUCUUCAAUUAAAAAAGAAAGUGGACGGCAUAUAAAAGGCUAAGGGCGGCUUUCUCAAAAAGUUUUACAAAAUAUCCUCGACAGUCCUCAAGUCAUGCAGGACCAAUAUAGCAAUAAUCAUAUGCCUUUAUGGGAACUUCUUAAUCAAAAUGACUUAAAUGAUGUUUGGCCCAUUUCUAGCUCUGUGGACUGCUAGUUUCAUUUAUUCUGGAAUGUUAAAAGAUUAACAGGAGGCAUAAUUAUUAGUAUAAAGCUUUAACACAUUCGGAACAUUCAUUAACAUGAUCCUCAUUUUUCCAGCAGGAAAAGUAGCUGAUAUGUUCCAGUAUAAGUACAUAAUGCCAAUCGUCACUCUGUUAAAGAUAGCGUGCAUAGUGUUCUUUUGUCUAAUCGAGAGACCAAGUUCAAUCGCAUCAUACUGCCUCAUCACUCUAAUGUAAGCUCUGUACUGCUUUUAAAAUGCAUUCACUGAUGCUCUGCUAUCUAGAAAUAUACCUAAAAAUAUAAGAGGCUCAAUGAUGGGUGUAUAUCAAUUCAUAGGUAGCAUUGGAACUAUGAUAUUUUCAAAGGUUGGUGGAUACGUACAUGACUCUUUGGGCGCCUAGUAUCCCUUUAUGAUAGUGGGUUCAUUAGAUAUACUGCUAGUUAUACUACUGCUGGGAUUCACCAUAUCAGGUAAAUUUGAUCAUUGA
Stylonychia lemnae is the source of this 1389-nucleotide messenger RNA. NCBI's taxonomy places the organism in Eukaryota, Ciliophora, Spirotrichea, Sporadotrichida, Oxytrichidae. The record is from the annotation of a GenBank genome assembly.